GUUUAAUAUAAUUUUUUAUUUAUUUUUAUUAAUAAAAACAAUUUUGAAUAAGAUAAAAAUAGGUUAGGUUUAAAAGAAGAUGUAUGCAACUUGUUAAUAUUGUGAAUUCUAAAGUUUCAUACUGGAAAGUCAUGUGUGUAGAUAUUUAUAUCAUUAAGUGAUAAUUUUAUAAUGAAUCAUUUUUAUUAUUUAGUAAUAUAUAGAUAUAUGUAUAUUAUUAUAUAAAAUAUCAUGAAAAGAAUAAAACUAAAGUUAAAAAAUCCAAAUCCAUUAUUUGAAUGUUGGUUAGAAGAAUGGAGAAAAGAAGCUGCAUCCAGAAAUUCCGAUUUGCAAUAUCAUUUUUCGAAAGCACUCGCUGCAUUAAAAAAAUAUCCCCUACCAUUAAAGUCUGGAAAAGAUUGUAUAAUAUUGCAACAUUUUGGAAAAAAAUUAUGCUCGAUGUUAGAUAGAAAACUCGAAGAAUACAAAGCUCAGAAUUCAGAUUUAAUAAAUGCGAAUGAUUAUACUUGUGAAUAUUGUAGCCACAACGAACAAAAUGUAGUUAAAAGAAAAUGUAAAGUUCAAACAACUACAGAUGAAGAUUUUGUACAUCAACGAACAGAAUUAAUAACUUUUAAUAAUGUAAAUUUAUUGUCAUGGAAUAUAGAAAAUUAUGCUGUUUUAUUGAUUUUAUAUAAGAAAUAUCAAGAUUCUUGUUAUUCAGAAUAUGUUACGGAAGUAGAUUUAUUAUCUGAAAUAGAAGAAUUAUGUGGUUUUGCAACAAAGACGUCAAUUUUAGAUUUAUUUGAAAAAAAAUUAAUUUCCAUGAUAUCUAAUCAUGAACCAAUUAGGUAUAAUCUUACAGAAGAUGGUAUAAAUAUUUCAAGAAAGAUAUGUGAAGUUACAAGCAUUGAUGCGAAAUCAAUAAAUUCUUUUGAAAUAUUAAGUAAAAUUCAAACAUUUUUAGAGACAUUGAUCAUAGAAAACUUAGGACUUUCAACAAAUAAUUCGAACGAAAAUAUUAAAAGAGAAUAAUGUAUUAUUAUAAAAAAUCAUAGGGAAAAAUUUGAUAAGAAUUUUGAAGAGCAAAUAUCUAAAAAAAAUAAUGAUCUUAUAGAAAAUGUGCAAGAAAAAACAAAAAAUUUACAAGAUAAAAAUCAUGUGGAUAAUUUAGAAAAUAAAACAUAUUCUAUUGAUAAUUUUCAAAAAAAUAUUUAUUUAGAAUCAAGUAAAUUUGAUAUAAUAUUAUUAGUAGAUACACAAGAAACUUCUGGUGGUAAGACAAAACCUCAACAUGAUGCUACUAUAAAGGAACUAACACAACUUGAUGUAUUAUUUGAAAUACGUCAUUUAAAAGUUGGUGAUUUUGCAUGGAUUGCUAGAUGUAGAAGAAAAAAAAUUGAGUUAAUUUUACCUUAUAUAGUGGAAAGAAAACGGAUAGAUGAUUUGAAUGCAAGUAUUAUAGAUGGAAGAUUUCAUGAACAGAAAUACAGAUUAAAACAAUCUGGAAUUACAAAUCUCAUCUAUAUAAUAGAGGAUUAUGAGAAGAGUCAAAAAUUACCAAUAGCAUAUUCAUCUUUGAUGCAAGCUUCUAUUAAUACUCUGAUACAAGAUGAUUUUUCUUUAAAAUACACUAAAAGUCAUAAAGAUUCUAUGUUUUAUUUAUCAUCAUUAACUAGAAUUUUGAUUAAAACUUUUAAAGAUAAGAAUUUAGUAGGUUGCAAAAAAGAAAUUAUUAAAGAAACAAAUGUUAAAUUGCUUCCUUCAAAUAUUUCAAAUAAUACUUGUAAUCUCAUGGAAUUCGAGGAAUUUAAUAAAGCAGCAUCUAAACACAAGGUGUUUAAAGUAAAUGAAAUGUUUAUCCGUCAAUUAUUACAAUUAAAAGGAAUGUCUGUAGAUAAAGCUUUAGCAAUUGUAGAACAUUAUCCAACGCCGCGAUUGCUAAUUGAUGCUUUACAUACAUCUGACUGUGGAGAAUUGUUAUUAGCAAAUAUUCAAUUUGGUAAUAGAAAACGUCUUAUAGGAUCAGUAAUUAGUAAAACAAUUUAUCAAUUAUAUACAAAAAAACAUUUUAAUUAAUGAAUGAAAUUUUAUAUAAAUAGAAACAAUUAUUAAAUAUUUUUUGAUGUUA
Messenger RNA from Apis mellifera (honey bee), 2110 nucleotides. RefSeq names its product crossover junction endonuclease MUS81 (gene mus81). The transcript has 9 exons. Gene Ontology annotation, biological process: resolution of meiotic recombination intermediates; double-strand break repair via break-induced replication; DNA catabolic process. Gene Ontology annotation, molecular function: 3'-flap endonuclease activity; DNA binding; crossover junction DNA endonuclease activity. Lineage: Eukaryota; Metazoa; Arthropoda; Insecta; Hymenoptera; Apidae. Gene Ontology annotation, cellular component: Holliday junction resolvase complex; nucleus. The record is from RefSeq and is a predicted model, not a curated record.